CAGCGGGUUCAAACCUAUGCCUAUAAAACAGUCGUUUUACAGCGCUGAGUGAAUUUUGCUUCUUCAGUGACGGCUGCAUCACGUGUCUCGAUAAUGUAUCUUUAUCUUGCAGCUGGCCUUUGUGCCAUUCUUGUCUCUGCUACCUGGAGAAUUAUAUCCAACGUGUUUCUUUCCCCGCUGGCUAGUAUUCCCGGCCCAUUCCUUGCCAAAAUCACUUCGAAAUGGCUCAUCCUAGUUGAGAUGUCUGGAAACCGCACCACCACAAUCCACAAACUACAUAAUCAAUAUGGUCCCACGGUCAGAGUUGGGCCAAACGAGGUCUCAUUUGCAGACGGCAAUGUGAUUAAGGAACUCUAUGGGCAGUCGUCAGAUUUCAUGAAAGCACCAGUCUAUGAUCAGUUUUCGCAGCAUCCGGUGGGAAUCUUUAGCAUGCAAAACAAGGCAGAGCAUAGAGAAAGGAGAAAGUUGCUCAGUCACGCUUUUGCGCAGUCAAAUUUGCUACAGAUUGAGCCGGUUAUUGGUGACACAGUGAAGCAACUGCUAAAGAAGAUUAAUGGAACAAUGGGGCAACCGACAGAUGCACUUGUGCUUUUGAGGAUGUUUGCUCUUGAUGUAGUUGGCAAUGAUACAGGCGAGCUCUUCCUAGGCAAGUCCUUUAGUGCCCUCGAAAGCAUCAAACCUCCGACCUUUAUCCGGGACCUUGAUGCAUACUUCAUUGUUAUGGGCAUGAAAGGUAGCUUCCCCUGGCUAUUCGAAAUCGCUUCUUAUUUCCCCUCAACAAAAUGGCAGGAGCUACAACAAGCUCCCAAGAGGCUGCGUACAUACGGCGAAAAUGCCCUAAGAGACUACCGCUUACGCCAGGAUGCUGGCCCCAAAGGGGCCAAGUAUAAAGAUCUUCUCCACAAAAUGCUCACAUCCCAUGAGACCGUCUCCACGCCUUCCGGAAAACCCACUGAAGUGCCAAUGACCGAUGAACAAAUAAGCUUGGAGAUUGGCAACCUUGUGUUCGCCGGUACCGACACAACGUCUACGACACUCACAUACCUCUUCUGGCAGCUCGCACAAUGCAAGUGGCAGGAACUUCUCCGUGAUGAACUGGCAAUCACACAAUUAGUCGAUGGAAUAGCUACGUUUGGUGAUAUCGAUCAAUUCCCAAUCCUUAACGCUGUAAUUGCGGAGAGUUUACGGCUAUUCCCGGCGGCGCCAGCGAGCUUGCAGCGUGAGACUCCUGCCGGCGGGAGGGAAUUAGCUGGAUAUUUCAUUCCUGCUGGAACUGUAGUAUCGAUGCAGUGCUACACUACUCAACGCGAUGGAGCCAUAUUCCAUGAUCCCGAGACCUUCGAUCCUACCCGUUGGAUGCAGUCGCCGGAGAAAUUAACGGAUAUGAACUUAUACCAAAUGCCAUUCUCCAAAGGAACACGGGCAUGCCUCGGCAAGAAUCUUGCCAUGAUGGAACUGAAGCUCGUGGUAGCUGCAGUGAUUAAGCAGUAUCAAAUCAAGGUGGCAGAUAGCAUGAAACCUGGGGACAUGAACAUGAAAGACCAUUUCCUGACGUUGCCGGCGUGUGGACGAUGCGAUCUUGUAUUCACCCCGUUGUAAGGUAUUCCUAUCAUAAUGGCUCAAAUAGGUAGACAGGAAUUUACCAAUCGUGAUGAAUAAGAGACGAAAACGUUGAACUGAG
Molecule: messenger RNA, 1681 nt
Organism: Talaromyces proteolyticus
Lineage: Eukaryota; Fungi; Ascomycota; Eurotiomycetes; Eurotiales; Trichocomaceae
Product: pisatin demethylase
Exons: 5
Coding region: 94-1599 (501 amino acids)
Molecular function (GO): iron ion binding; heme binding; monooxygenase activity
Source: RefSeq, a predicted model, not a curated record